Molecule: messenger RNA, 525 nt
Organism: Mycetomoellerius zeteki
Lineage: Eukaryota; Metazoa; Arthropoda; Insecta; Hymenoptera; Formicidae
Exons: 2
Coding region: 1-525 (174 amino acids)
Source: RefSeq, a predicted model, not a curated record
AUGGCCACCUGGAGGUUGGUCGCCAGAAACCGGGUCCUCGAAGAGUGGUCGCGCCGACUACGCGAGAACCCGGAGAUGGCGAUCAAGAGGGUCGUCGAGGCCAUAGGGCCCCGCCUGCGACAGUGGGUGGAAAGGAGCUGGGGAGGCCUGACCUACAGGCUGACACAAAUGCUCACCGGGCACGGGUGCUUCGGUGAGUACCUGUGUCGUAUAGGGAGGGAGUGUGGCGCGCACUGUCACCAUUGUGAUGGCGACCUGGACACCGCGCAACACACCCUAGAGGUGUGUCCCGCAUGGGAUGCAGAGCGCGGUGUCCUGGUCGCCGUCAUCGGAGGGGAUCUCUCAUUCCUUGGCGUUGUCGGCGCGAUGCUGGGGAGCGAGAGGAAGUGGUGCGCGGUCUCCUCCUUCUGCGAGCAGGUGAUGCUCGCGAAGGAGGAAGCCGAGCGGGCGAGGGAGCCCGCGAGGGACGACGCCGCGGAAGAGGUUUCCCGAACCCCCGUGAAAUUAGUCAUUCAAUCAGUAUGA